AUGGCGGACAGGAAGCAAGCCACCAAGCGCGCUGCGCAAAAUUUAAAUAUCACCAACCCAUGUACGCCUUUAAAAGCAGUCCAAACUAAAAUUCCUAAACCCAACACACCAGAGAGAAGAAUGGAAGAAAAAGAAGGAGAAAAAGAAGUAGAUAUGCGCCAAAUUCAACAAAUGUUUUCGACUAUGAUGACGAAACUUGAGAAGCUUGACGGAAUAGAAGCAGACAUGAAAGAGAUAAAACAUUCCUUGGAAUACGCGCAUGCUGAAAUAGCAGAUUUAAAACAGCAAAAUGAAACAAACAAAGUAAAUCAAGAACAAACAAGAGAAAGAAUAGGAAAACUGGAGCAAGACAACGCCACAUUGC
Molecule: messenger RNA, 364 nt
Organism: Paramuricea clavata
Lineage: Eukaryota; Metazoa; Cnidaria; Anthozoa; Malacalcyonacea; Plexauridae
Source: the annotation of a GenBank genome assembly